This is a messenger RNA of Lottia gigantea (owl limpet), 414 nucleotides long. RefSeq lists its product as hypothetical. Lineage: Eukaryota; Metazoa; Mollusca; Gastropoda; Lottiidae. The record is from RefSeq and is a predicted model, not a curated record. The annotation marks the transcript as partial. The transcript has a single exon.
CCAUACAAUUGUGAUGUUUGUAAAAAGUGUUUUUCCGUACAAAGUUCAUUAACUGCUCACAUGAGAGUUCAUACUGGAGAGAAACCUUAUCAAUGUGAAGUCUGUAAAAAGUUUUUUUCUCGGUCAGAAAGUCUUAUUGAGCACAGGAGAAUACACACUGGAGAGAAACCUUAUAAAUGUGAUGUUUGUAAAAAAGGUUUUAAAACAACAAGUUCACUUUCUGUUCACAGGAGAAUUCAUACUAGAGAAAAACCUUAUGAAUGUGAUGUUUGUAAAAAGUGUUUUACUGAAGCAAGUGGGAGAGAUAUUCAUAUGAGAGUUCAUACUGGAGAGAAACCCUACCAAUGUGAUGUUUGUAAAAAGUUUUUUUCCGUACAAAGUUCAGUAACUGCUCACAUGAGAGUUCAUACUGGA